GUGGCUUGUGCUGCAGUCUCUGCACAUCUCUUACCUCCUCCCUACAGGAGCUGAAGGGGAGCAGGGUGUGCAAAGUGCAAGGGGAGGAGGAGAGAGCCUAGGGCAGCUCUGCACUGUGACCCAGCCUUGGCUGUGAGCUUGUCUGCUGUAUGUCUGAGACUGGGAGGCUGCCCCUCCAUAUGUGCGUGUGUGUGUGUGUGUGUCUGCGUGCUCUACCGCCGCCACUGCUGCCCUUUGAUCCUUGCAAUAGUGUUAGGGGCUUGAAGACACACAGGGAGCAGCCACAGACACGGCGGCAGCACAAGCUUCCUCAUCAUGAUGUAGCCCUUCCAUGCACAGCACACAUAUAGAUCAGAUCCCCCCAUUGAAGAAUAUUUAUUACGGCUGGGGGAGGGAGGUGAAAGGGAGGACAAGCCAGGUGCAACGACCAAGCUCCCCUGACUCCGGGAACCCGCAAGAGCCGCUCCGAUCGUUAGAUCUGCACCGAUCCCCCCCUUCUUCUUUGAUUUUUUUACCAUCUCGGAGAAUGUGAUCGACUUGGAUAACCCCCCCUUUUCUCCGAGCCAUCUCUCCAAGAUCGGAACCAUAAGGGGGACAAAAUGCCCAGGAGGAAGCAGGAGCAACCCAAGCGCCUGCCUUCACAUGGUACCAGACGAGAAGAGGUUGAAGGGGAAGUCAGUGAAGAAGAAACCUGGUUUGGAACAAAUUCAGAAACGCCAUCCGAAGAUUCAUAUGGUGAUGUUCCUGAUAACUUUAAAUUGUCUCCUGCUGAUCGGGGUCGAGAAUCAGCCACAUCUCCUGAUACCUCUUUAGGAAGUGCAACUCCAAGUUUGAGUACUGAUCUGAUAUUAGAAAAUGAACUUUUCAAAGAGGCUUCUCAUUGUAAGGAACACUUGUCAACUUCAGCAUCUUCAGUGGAUGAGGAUGACCAAGCAGGUCCAAACAAGCCAUUAAGUAGUAAUCUUCGGAGGCUGCUAGAAGCUGGCUCUGCGCAACUAGGGGCUGAGGUCUCUCAGAAUGGUAGGGAUGACUCGUCGGGUCUUCAGUUUUCUCCUACAUCCCACCAUGCAAAACAACUCAGUGUUCUUGCCAGAAAGCUAGCAGAAAAGCAGGAUCAUGGUGACCAAUAUGGAAGUGUACCAACUACUCGGUUUAUUUGGAGCCAAGAAAGAUGGCUGCAAAACUCAAAUAACACAUGUGGCCUGUCACCAGAUUCUGCUAUUCUAAAACUGAAAGCUGCUGCUAACGCUGUUCUUCAAGACCAAUCACAGUUAAGGACUGAAGAACCCCUGAGGUUUGAGUCCUUUACUUCACCAUUCAAUUCUCAGUCAGCUAGUUCCACUUUGGCAGCUUUGUCCAAGAAAGUCAGUGAACGAGGUAUGACAUCAGGACAAGAGCGUCAUUCUCCAGCUGGCCCAUUCCUUUCUCUAGCAUCCAUGACUUCAUCUGCAGCGCUUCUUAAGGAAGUUGCUGCGCGGGCUGCUGGUAGCAUGCUAGCAGAGAAGAAAAAGCCCCACAUUUCGGAAGACACAUUGCCACUGCCCGAAGACAAACAAGAAAAGGGUACGUCAGUGCAAUCCUUAGAACUGUUACUGCUCCCUUCACCAAAAGGACGGUCUUCAAAAUCUGCAAGCCAAGCUCCAGAAGAAGAAGGAGGAAAGCCUUUCCAAUGCCCCAUCUGUGGACUAGUAAUAAAACGAAAAAGUUAUUGGAAAAGGCACAUGGUGAUUCACACAGGUUUGAAAAGCCAUCAGUGUCCACUAUGCCCAUUUCGUUGUGCCCGCAAGGACAAUCUGAAAUCGCACAUGAAGGUCCAUCAGCACCAGGACAGAGGGGAGACUUUCCAAUGUCAGCUCUGCCCUUUCACCUCUUCGCGCCAUUUCAGCUUAAAACUCCAUAUGCGAUGCCAUCAGCACUUCCUACGGGCAGAGGCCAAAGUGAAGGAAGAGCCCAACGAUGUCGACAUAAAAGGAUCUCCUUUUAAUAACUCUUUGGGAAGCCAUGAUGAGGGAAGUACCUCACCUGGUCAGAACUCUCUUCUUCCUGAACAGUUAAGCCAGAUCAGUUCUGUACCUGCCAGUUCACUACAUAUCAAAGAGGAGCCUAAAGACAGUGACUGCCCCUCUGUGGUGCCCUUCAUUGAAAGACCCAACAGCAACAGCAGCAUGAAGCUAAAAGAUACCUUGGACUUUGUUACAUGCCCCUCAUCUCUUUUCAGCCAAGAUAUCUCUGUCAAGAUGGCUUCUGAUUUUCUGAUGAAAUUAUCAGCUGCAAAUCAAAAGGAAACUCUGACUCUGACCGUUAAAGUAAAAGAAGAACCUAAGGAUGAAGAGCUUAGCAGUUCCCUGUCUCCACAUUCUGGUUAUACCUACAGCCAUGAAUCCGAGGCACGCCUCUCCAGCACACCAGAUAAAGCCAAGACCAAGGAAACACAGCCAAACCUAUUGACACAGGAUAUCUCUGUCAAAGCAGCAUCUGAGCUCCUCAUGAAGCUUUCAGCGGAAAGUUGUAAAGACACGCAGACUGUGAAGAUUAAAGAAGAACCCAUGGAGGUUGACAUCCCUGACUCCUCCGUCUCCCCCAGACAAAACAUUGGUUACAGCACUUUAUUAAGGCAAGAAAAAAACGAGCACUUGCAGAAGAUGCCAGAGUGCAGAGUUAUUCCCGAGGGGAACCUCUUCAGCCAAGACAUCUCUGUGAAGAUGGCUUCAGAACUUCUCUUUAAAUUGUCAGAGAAAGUCAGCAAAGAACACAAUCAUAACAAGUCAAAUAUAAUCAGGACAACCAGCCCAUUUUUCUCAGAAGAAAAGUUUAGACAAUCACCCUUCACCUCAAAAGAGCUCCCAAAAAAUGACACUUCUCUUCAAGGACGACCAUCUUUGUCAGAUGCAGAGCCACUUGGGCUGGAAGCAGGCAGUGGGUUAGCUGCCUGGAAACUCAACGAGCAGCUCUAUCCCUGCGAUGUCUGUGGAAAAGUGUUUGGCCGACAGCAGACUUUAUCCCGACAUCUGUUAUUGCACACAGAAGAGAGAAAGUAUAAGUGCCAUUUGUGCCCGUAUGCUGCAAAGUGCCGUGCUAACUUGAACCAACACCUGACUGUCCAUGCAGUGAAGUUGGUGAGCACUGACGCAGAAGAUAUUGUCAGUGCUGUCAUUUCUGAGACGGGUGACAAAAAGAAGAACCCAUAUUUCUAUAGUUGUCAUGUGUGUGGCUUUGAGACUGAACUGAAUGUCCAGUUCGUGAGCCACAUGUCCCUCCAUGUAGACAAACAACAAUGGAUGUAUUCGAUUUGCUGCAGUGUUUGUGACUUUGUUACAAUGGAGGAAUCUGAUAUGAGGACCCACAUCAGCACCAAACACUCAAGUGAUGAAAGAAAGACCCCCAGUGAAUCAAUAAGCCCCUCUUCCUCAUCACUUUCUGCACUUAGUGACUCAGCCAACAGUAAAGACGAUUCUGACACCCCUUUGAGAAGCCAGACAUCAAACAACUUGUUAGUUAUUUCAGUAGGGCCCAAUGCCCAAUCCUGUGUCAGCAGUGAAGAAAAGCCAGACAAAGGUUUUGAAUGUGUUUUCUGCAAUUUUGUCUGCAAAACAAAAACCAUGUUUGAACGACACCUGCAGAUUCACCUGAUCACACGAAUGUAUGAGUGUGAUGUGUGUCAUAAGUUCAUGAAGACACCAGAACAGCUGGUAGAACACAAGAAAUGCCACACAGUCCCUACCGGUGGGCUCAAGUAA
Molecule: messenger RNA, 3737 nt
Organism: Nanorana parkeri
Lineage: Eukaryota; Metazoa; Chordata; Amphibia; Anura; Dicroglossidae
Gene: ZNF827
Product: zinc finger protein 827
Exons: 13
Coding region: 600-3737 (1045 amino acids)
Biological process (GO): regulation of gene expression
Cellular component (GO): nucleus
Source: RefSeq, a predicted model, not a curated record